Molecule: messenger RNA, 372 nt
Organism: Rotaria sordida
Lineage: Eukaryota; Metazoa; Rotifera; Eurotatoria; Philodinida; Philodinidae
Source: the annotation of a GenBank genome assembly
AUGAUAGAUGUUAAUCAAGAUAAUGGUGAUGAUGAUGAUGAUGAUGAUGAUCGAACAGAAGCUUAUACACCACCACCACUUGAUAUAACGAAUGAUUUAAAUAAUACUAAUGAAAAAGAAAAUAAUUAUCAAGAUACAAGUUCAAUCAAACAACAAUCAAUUAUAAUAUUAGAUGAUAGUUUAGAUCAAGUAACAACUACAAAACAAAUUGAUUAUGAGCCAAUCGAUAAUAGAUUAAAUGAUGAAGAACAUUUAAAACUUUAUUCUAUACCUGAUAUUGAUGUACCUCCUUCUCCUUCACGAGAUAUUAUUUUAUCUCCAAAUAAACAAAUUUCUACAACAACUGAAAAUAAUAUUCUUGAUAUUUUAACA